AUGACCCGGUAUGCUUGCAGCCUUAUCCCCGUCGGGGCAAUCCACCUUCAUUACAUGAGUCAACAAGUCAAUUCGCCAGAUCCAACGCUCGAAGGGACAUUCGCUACCGUCGUGACAGAGCUCCACGUGGCACUCAGCGUUCUUGUACUGAUAGCGCCAUUAAUUAAACCAUUUGUCGCAGCCUACGUGGAUGAGAACGGACUGGCCUAUACCGACGACGCGUCAAAGUCACGGACCAAUCAUAAACCAACCCUUCACCCCGAUCGAUCGAGCGCGACAUAUCCGGGUUCGCGGAUGAGUGAUCCUUCGGCAAAGAAUCGCAUCAUAAAGAGCAUCUAA
This is a messenger RNA of Penicillium concentricum, 339 nucleotides long. RefSeq lists its product as uncharacterized. The transcript has a single exon. Lineage: Eukaryota; Fungi; Ascomycota; Eurotiomycetes; Eurotiales; Aspergillaceae. The record is from RefSeq and is a predicted model, not a curated record. The coding region runs from base 1 to 339 and encodes 112 amino acids.